This is a messenger RNA of Fonsecaea nubica, 963 nucleotides long. RefSeq lists its product as hypothetical. Gene Ontology annotation, molecular function: oxidoreductase activity, acting on the CH-OH group of donors, NAD or NADP as acceptor. The record is from RefSeq and is a predicted model, not a curated record. The coding region runs from base 1 to 963 and encodes 320 amino acids. NCBI's taxonomy places the organism in Eukaryota, Fungi, Ascomycota, Eurotiomycetes, Chaetothyriales, Herpotrichiellaceae. The transcript has 2 exons.
AUGGACCCGCCACCACACGUCUUCCCCGCCAGCGACUCGCCUAUCGGCAACAUCGCCUCCCUCGAAGACAAAGUCGCCCUCAUCACCGGCGCCUCGUCGGGGCUCGGCCGCGCCAUGGCCCUCGCAUACGCCGCUGCAGGCGCGUACGUCGUGUCUGCAGACCUAAAGCCCACGCCGCCGGUAGCCCCGACUAUCGCGGGAAGGCUCAAGGACACGGACUUGACGACGCCGACGGUCGACUUGGUCAACAGCAAGUGGCCUGCACCUUCCAAGGAAAGGGCCAGCUUCGUCCAGUGCGACGUCACGAACGAGGAGAGCGUCAAGGCCGCUGUUGCCUUUGCCGUCCAGAGGUACGGCAGGUUGGAUAUCAUGGUGAAUAAUGCUGGAAUCUCCGCCGAAACUGGCGCGAAAGAAUACUCCGGCGCGUUCCCCCGGAUCCACGAGACGCCCGUCGCGGCGCUCGACCUGACGUACCAAGUCAACAUCAAGGGCGUAUGGCUGGGGACAAAGUACGCCGUGACGCAGAUGCUCGCGCAGGAACCGCACCCGCGACACUCGCGGCCCGCCGGUGCGUUGGCCACCACGACGUCGGACGUGCACCGAGGCUGGAUCAUCAACAUCUCUAGCAUCAUGGGGAGCAUCGCGAUGCCCGGCACAUCGCCGUAUUGUGCGAGCAAAAGUGCGGUUUUGGGGCUUACGCGGGCGGUUGGGCUCGAGUACGCAAAGGACGGCAUCCACAUCAACGCCAUCCAGCCGGGCUUUGCCGACACGGCCCUGCUCGAGAACAUGUACUCCAAGAACGACCGCGACAGCAUGGACGCCACGAUGAAGAUGUUGCAUCCCUGGGGCCGCACAGGCAGGGCCGAGGACAUUGCCCGCGCUGCCGUCUUCCUCGCCGGUGAAGGCGCCAGCUGGAUGACCGGCGGGUCCAUCGUGGUGGAUGGUGGAUAUCUCGCUCAGUAA